GGAGAGGGAGAGCAUAGGGAGGACAAGAAAGGAGGAGGAGAGGGAGAGCAUAGGGAGGACAAGAAAGGAGGAGGAGAGGGAGAGCAUAGGGAGGACAAGAAAGGAGGAGGAGAGGGAGAUGCCAAUGCUUGGUGCUCCUGAGCUGAUGGAGGAGGGAAUAGGGAGGAAAAGGAGGAGGAGGCGGUGUCUCCAGGAGUCACUCACCCAGAAAGACCAAUCAGAACAGCUGCAGGGCACUGACAUCACAGAGAGGAGCAAAUCAGGGCCUCCAGAGCCCAAAGCAACCCACAAGAUGGAAGGCAACAAGAUGGACUCCCACAGGAGUGAAUCUCGGUCAGGACGGUGUGAGGAGGGUAGCCAGCUUGAGGCAGACGGGGACAGAGGAGAGAGAGGGGAGAAAGAAGAAAGAGCAGAUAAGGGGGAGAGAACAGAGAUAGGAGAGAGAACAGAGAUAGGUGAGAGAGAGGAGAAAGGAGCGAGGGUGAUGAGUGGGGCCAACAUGGAAUCAGCCAUGAUCCAGAGCUGGAUGAGAAAGAACCCAGUUGGCCAUCCUAGAUCAGCCACAGAUCCCCACAAACACCCUGAUCCUAACCCUAGGCCCAGACUGCCUAGCCCUAACCCCAACCAUAUCCCUAGUUCAAGAUCCACUCUCAACCCUAACCCUAGAUCGCCCAACCUAAGCCCCAUAUUUAACCCUAACCCCAACACUAGCCUAAAACCCAGCCCCAGCCCCAGCCUCCCCAAGACCAAGGACCGGUGGUCCUACCUGAAGUCCCGAAGCCUACCCAACCUAGUCCAGAGGGAGAGUGUCCGCAGCCCCCUGUCAACUAUGUGUGAGCCCCCCUCUGCCUUCCCCAUCACCCCCUCCAGCCCCCUGUACACCAACACAGACAGUCUGACUGUCCACACCCCCGCCAAGCGCAAACGAGGUCGUCCCAAAAAACAACCCCUGCUCACUGUGGAAACCAUCCACGAGGGCACCUCCACCUCCCCCCUGAGCCCUCUGGCCCGGGACAGCCCUGCUGGGGUCAGCCGUAGGAGAAAGACCACACUAUCCCAAAUCGCAUCUGGUUCCACUAGCCCCAAUAUUAAUGAGUUGAAACUGAAGUGUGGUGAGGGUGCCCAUGUCAGGCCGGUGAAGAGGUUGAAGCUGGGGAAGGUGCAGAGCAUCCUGAAUGAGAUCCUAUCAUGCUCCAGCCAACAUGGCAGCCUGGCACUGAAGUCCGCCUCGGCUCCGGUCUCUUCCGCCAUGACGGUCAUGGCCUCUACCAUUGAGGCUCGUCUGGGAAAGCAGAUCAACGUCAGUAAAAGAGGAACCAUCUACAUCGGGAAGAAGAGGGGGAGGAAGCCGCGCUCUGACACCCAAACCCUUCCCCCCAGAGGUGGGGGGACCAAGCCCCCUGUGCCUGCCUCCAUGUCCAGCCUGUACAACAGACUCCUAGUGCCUUCCUCCCCCCCUCUCAGCUCCAGUACCCUCCUCCUCAGACCCCACACCCUGUCCUCUCUGUGCCACCCCAGCCCUCACGGCCUCCACUCUGACGCCACCAUGCCCAGCCUGCAGCCCAUCAGUGCCCUGCCCUCUAAACACCCAGGCAGGGGGCUACUGGGGGCCGGCUGGAAGCUCUCUCCCCCGCGCCUCCUGGCCAACUCCCCGUCCCACCUAUCUGAGGGGGCGGCGUCCAUCAAGGAGGUGACGCUGUCACCCAUCAGUGAAUCACACAGCGAGGAGACUAUUCCCAGCGACAGCGGCAUAGGGACAGACAACAACAGCACCUCUGACCAGACAGAGAAGGGGACCAACGCACGACGCAGGUACUCCUUUGACCUGUGUGGGUUUGAGGCUGCGGAGUCUGCCGCUCUGCAGGCAUCCAGUCGCGGCAGUAGGGGUCGCUGUGAGCAGCCGGCAGUGGUGGACAACUUCCUGUCCCACCAGGAGAAGAAGCAGAAACACCGCAGGAAGAGGAAGUGCCUGCAGAGCAGAGACCACCUGAACUACCUGUCUGAGCUAGAAGAGGUGGUGGUAAAGCUGCAGCAGCUACAUGUGUCCCACCGACGCUACGCCUCCUGCUACCCCCAGCAACCCUACCCCUCCAUCUUCCGCCUCAACUUCCACCAUCACUACUACCCCCUGACCUAUGACCCCUACCCCUGUGAUCCCGCCCCGUACCUUCGCAGGACCGCCGAGCUCAAGGCCAAGAGGAGGCGUGGCCGGCCCGCCAAAACCAGCGAGCCAAUCACAUCCAAGCUGCCUUUUGUCCAGGGUUUUGGGUAUCCGCUGGCGGGGGGGAACUACUAUGCACCAUAUGCCAUGCCUUAUGCCCCGCCUCUGAGCCUGGGCUACUACACCCCAUCACCCCCACUCUACCUUCCCCACCAUCCCCACGGCCCUUCACCACCCUCCCCCUUCAUGAGGCCUGCCGUCCCCCCUCCGAAGUUCCACUCUGGGGGCCACUCCAAGCUUCAGGCAUCUAGCGGCCCACUGCAGGGCUCCUCUGGUCGGGGAGAAGGACUGGGAUCCCUGGGUGGUGGAGGUCUUGGAGGGGUGAGGCUCCACAAGAGGAAACACAAGCACAAACACAAACAUAAGGAAGAGACCAACCUCCUCUCACCCCAUGACAGACAGGAGCUGGGCGGGCUCUUCAGCGGUGCCAAGACCAAUGGGCUGCUCAACCUGCUGACGGACAGGUGGGAGAUGACCAACCAGAAGCGUCAGGAGAAGCAGAGGGGGGGUGGGAGAGGCUCUAGAGGGGGAUCCAGGGGAGCGAUGUUUGAGUCGAACCCUCUCUCUUCUCUCUCUGUGGACCAUGUCCAGUUCCGCCAACGCACACCCGGAGAGCCAGUGUGCAGCUUCGUGAGCAACUACAGCAGCCAAUCACUGCGGCCAGAUUUGACCUCUGACCUUUUCAGAUUGCGGGAGGAGGGCAGUGGGCAUGGCAGAAGGAGGGGCUUAGCAGUGUUCGGAGAGGAAGGGGUGAUGUCGUUCCACAAUGCCAGGAAAGAGAAGAUCCAUGAAAGAGAAGAGUCCUUCCACAGUUCCAGCCCCACUCUAACAGGUGUUCCAGGUAAGAGGAGAUAUAAGCGUCAUGAGGUGGAACAGAUCCACGGUGAGGUCAGGAGGAUGUGUUCUCUCAACAAUCAGAGGAGCUUUGAGCACGUGCAGAAGAUCCUGCGUGUGAAGCGUCUCCAGCGCCAGGCCAAGACCGGUAACAACGUUGUCAAAAGGCGACCUGGUCGCCCCCGGAAACACCCCAUUGAUGAAUUUGAACCCAACAAUUACGGGAGCGACAUAGGGAGGGGCUUCGGGAUGCCGGUGCUGGAGAGGUGUGUGGACCUACCGGGCAAGCGGAGCUUAAGACCAAGUCCCGCCCCACAGCCUCUGGAGUUUUCCAAUCACGACUCAAUCUCAGUGGCUAUUGAGACGGUAGUUCACAGAGCACGUUCUCUGGCGCCCCCACUGACCAGAGGAGGGAAACGCAGGGGUAGACCCAGGAAGGAAGAGGGAGGGGAUAUGGCGUUUCAUUAGCUAAUCAGUCAGCAGGACAGUUGCAGAUACAGAUGAGCUCUGACCUAUCAGAGAGCUGGUGAGAGGAGCUAACACUGGCCUUAGCAGCCAAAACGGACGUCAAUUCUGGGACCUCUGUGCACUUUGACCUAUUGGCCUGUCUGUUUCUCUUCUAUGAUUGGAUGUAAGGAGUGUGUAAGGAGAGUAACAUUAGAAGAGCAACAGUGUUGCACUUCUGAAGACGGACAAUGACACUUACCAUACAUGUAUGUGAAACAAUGAUGCGUAUGGUACUUUAAUAUGAUACUGUAUGGUACUUUAUGGUACAAUAUCUGAUACUAUAUGGCACUAUUUGAUAAGGUACUGUAUGAUACUAUGGUACUAUACAGUAUGAAAUACAAUGGUACUUUAUGAUAGUCUUUAUCUGAAUGUGGCAUUAGCCACACCUUUACCAGCAGACGUGGGGUGGUGAUUGGUUAAUAUGAUAUUGUGCAGCUCUGCUUAGUUUUGCCCCCCCCCCCCUGCCGCAGAGAUACUAUAAAGGCAAUAUGCUGUACUGAGCCUCCCUGGCCUUUACAGCUAUGAUCUAACUGUACAUAGAACAUACUCCACUUUUACCCGCCUUUUACCCCGCAGAAUACAGUCCAUUUACAUGUACUGGCUACUCAUAUCAAACUGAAAUGUUGUACCAUAGUCCAUAAACGUUGGGAUUGUGGUUUUAUAACCAAAAAUAGACCUGGAUGUGACUCAGGACAUGUUUGUUUUCAGGCUGAAGGAACCACAUCUAUUCAUUCAUUUAUUCUGUGUAUAUAAGAAGGUCAUCACAUACAUGGGAAUAUCAGGGGUGUUUGGUGAAACCUUAAAGGUCAACUUUGGGCAAAAACACAAAGAUAACGGCUUUUCACUGUAUAACUGAUCAAUGCUCCAUCAUACCAGGUCAUUUAAUGCAACAACAAAAAAUAUAUAGAUAAGAUAUUUGGCUAAAGAAGUGCCAUUUCCUACCGAUCUCUACAGCUUCUGUCCAAAAACAAAUCCUGUGAAAUGACUUCUACACAUGGAGGAGAUACUGGCUAGCUACAGUGGCUAGCUUAGCUAACAAACUAGCUACGUCGGUCGCAGCGUAAGAACAGAAUGACACGUUGAUGAUCCACCAAACCACCAACACCCCAUUUCUGUUUGAAAAUUGAGAAAGAGGCAAGGUUGGACCAUUUUUUUGUUCCCAAUGUCGACCUUUAAAGAUGGUUUUCAUUUGCUAUCUAAACAUACACUUUCAUUUAAUCAAAGUCAACACUUACAUGCUUGUUCUAGCCUUACGAUUUGGCCUUGACUUCAUUGGUGGACAUCCAUUCAGAAACGUGCUUUAAUGUAAACUAUUUGAAUAUGCAGGAUGCUCAGCCAAUGGCGUCAAACCUAAGCCCAAGCCUGAGAUUUGAUUGGACAGUAAAGAUGGAGGAGGACUAAUGAUCAGUGUGUGGUACUCUGAUGGUUUCUAUCUGAGUAGUGGUAGGAAAACAACAUGAGUAGUGGUAGAAAAACAACAAUUAAGUAUUGGAAUAGGGAACCAAAGCCUCAGAGUUAUAUGUGUUUCACAGACUUGUCAGACAGGUGUAGGGUUGUCAGUGUUCUCAUUCUGCAGCUAAACACACAGGACAUUAGAUGUUAGCUAGCUAGAAUGUUUUCAGUAUUUCAUAAAAUAGCAGUAGGUACGUAUUUCAUUGGGACCUAUGUCUAAUGUAAACUUGGGAAGCCUCUCCUCUCUCUGUGAGGGUCUUGUCAGCUCCAGCAGUUCUGCACGUGCCUUAUGUUUGUUUCUUAAACCAUCACAUCUCAUUCUGUGGGAAUAAAAAAUGGCAGAGAAGUCACUGAGAUUGAAACCACGUACUAAUGAUUGUGCAUUUUCGACACGUGUGUCUUAGCCACCACAACACGGGCACUACCUAUGUCCCUUUGCAGCCAUACGUACAACAGGCCUGAUUCCAUUUAAGGUUUCACGCCCCUUAUGCUCAUCCCUGGCUCUUUGGAUUGAACAGAUAAAAGAGCUCUGUGAAGCACUCUAUUAGAGAGAAAGGUGGAUCCAUCACCAUGCAGUCUUUUCAUAUCUGAGCUGUGAGGAGCAGAGGUGGUAGGAGCCAGGGAAAGUGGACUUGAAUCUAAAUGGAACCAGGCCCCCCGGGCUGUGGGCGGGCAGGCUGUGCCAGGGGAGUUCUGGUGGGAACCAUGCUGUCUUACGUAGUUGUUUGCUAUGCAUCAGGUCUGGCCUGAGCUGUCUGAGGAGUCCACCCUUCCACAUAGACAAAUAAGUGUCUUAUUUACCCAAUAAAACAUGCAGUCAUGUAUCCAGAAGUGUGAAUAAUAUCAGUAAUAAUUUGUAAAGCGUUGUGCAGAAGGUGACUAUCAUUUCAUGUCAACUUUAGUGACUGCAGCUCCCUGCAGUGCUGCCUUAAUCAGAAGUCAAGCUCCAGUUGUGAAGUGUUUAUCUGUUGUAAAUAGUCUGUUCUGUUGUGUACUGCCUGCAUGGAUACAAACUGGCCUCAGCUACAUGUGAUGGCAUAUCCCCUCAGACCAACCUAAGCCCAUCCUAGAACACAGACCCAUCUUAGUCAACAUUAGACAUUAGAACCAGCAAUACCCCUUUAGUCAGUCUCUAUCCAUCAAUUAGAAAAGUCAUCAAACAGUCAUAGCAAGGUUAAGAUCCCAGGACCUGUGCCAGCCUAUGAUAAUGACUCUUGUUGCACUUCAGCCAAGACCAAGAACCCCCAUUGGCUAGCAGCUAUACUCCCCUCAGCCAAUGGGUGCCUAGUGCAGAAGUGCGUGUGUGUGUGUGUGUGUGUGUGUGUGUGUGUGUGUGUGUGUGCACAGAGGGCAUUACCAAACCACGUACUCAGACCACGUGCUCAGAGGGCAUUACCAAAUAUACACCUGUCCUUGUCAGUGUGUGUGUCAGUUCUAGGCCACUUAGAGAGAACAGAGACUGAACUGGAUCUCAUAACCAAACUACACCUUUCACAGGAGGCCUGGAUCUCUCUAACCGGGUCUAGGGUCUGGGUGUCUGAGUGUGGUCUAGUGGUAGUCUAGGUUUGGUAUAAGGGGUCUAGAUGUGGUAUAGUUGCGGUCUAAGGGGUCUAUAGACUUCAAGCUUGGCAGCUCAGUAUUCCAUGGUUGGUCUCUGAUGUUGGAGUUAAGCCACUGGGAUCUGUCUGUUUCUCUACCAGCCGAUGUUCCGGUGCCUUCUACAGCUGACUAGUAUUGUCCUGAUCCUCUGCUUAACUACACACAGAGACCGACCGCAUGGUCCAGUACGGUCAAGGUGGGUGUUACGGUCCCUGUUGUGUACUGGAUUCUGUAUUCACUCUGGUCCAGCUGUGUGGCUGGUAUGAUUACAAGUAGAAGUUUCCCUUAACCACAGAUCCAGGAUCAGAUCACCCAACCCUAAAUCAUAACUUUCAUUAUCAGGGGGAUGAAAGAACAUCUGGUCCUGGAUCAGUGGUUAGGGGAGAGUUCGACCCCUCCACAACAGUCUGACUAGUCCAAUACAGCUACUGGAGCUGAAUCAUACUGUAUGCAUCUCAAAUCACUCCCUACACCCUAAGUAGUGUACUACUACAGAAGACUAUAUGGAAAAUAUGGAGUUAUGUGAGAAGCAGCCACAGUCUCUACUAAUAUGUGUAGUCAUUAACAUAUAUGUUAUGUUCCUACGCUAUAUUGUUGUUCAACGCUGAACAUGCAGAUGAAGGGUCGAUGAGGAAACCAAUAAAUGUACUUUGCAAGAGCACAAAGUGAGCUCUUAACUGUGUUGGCAUAUUUGAGUUGGUAUACAUAGUGUAUUUGAACCUUUUUACUAGAGUGGGUUUUCUUUUAUUUGCAUGCUCCACUUGAUUGUAUUCAUCAAUAUUUUAGACAAGCGGAGAAGUUGAAUUUCAAUUGAAUUUGGAGCAAGACUUGUACAUUGUUUGAUAUGUUUCUUUUUGUAAUGGAUUUUUAAUUCAUAAAGCAGUUUUGUACAUUGUAUGAAUAUAAAAAAAAAAUGCAAAUAUUUGACAUAUAGAAAUAAGUAAAUACUUAGAUGGGCAUGCAUAUGCAUAUAUCCUUCUUAGUAUGUAUGUGUAAAUGUGCACAUAUUUUGUAUUUGCCUUCGCUCAUAUACAGAUAUAUGUCAUAUGCACAUAUACAUGCAAUAUAUAUGUAUAUCCAUGUCUGCUGGCAUGCUUCUGGUCAUGUUUACCUAUCAUGAUCUUGUAGUCUAUUUUUUUUAUUUCUUUUCUCUGAGGAAAAGCUUGUUCUUUUGCUACCGUUUUCCUGGCUGGCAGCAUUGGGCACUUAUUAAGAUGAAAUACAGUUGAACUUGUUCAUGUUAUUCAUUGUGUGAAAUAAUAAAUGAAUUUAUUGAAAGCU
Messenger RNA from Oncorhynchus mykiss (rainbow trout), 7894 nucleotides. Its product is annotated as SET-binding protein. NCBI's taxonomy places the organism in Eukaryota, Metazoa, Chordata, Actinopteri, Salmoniformes, Salmonidae. Gene Ontology annotation, cellular component: nucleoplasm. Gene Ontology annotation, biological process: regulation of DNA-templated transcription. The record is from RefSeq and is a predicted model, not a curated record. Gene Ontology annotation, molecular function: histone H3K4 methyltransferase activity; DNA binding.